Panthera uncia (snow leopard) is the source of this 2636-nucleotide messenger RNA. It is a transcript of the gene TAS1R2, whose product is annotated as taste 1 receptor member 2. Gene Ontology annotation, cellular component: membrane; sweet taste receptor complex. Gene Ontology annotation, biological process: sensory perception of sweet taste; G protein-coupled receptor signaling pathway. The record is from RefSeq and is a predicted model, not a curated record. Lineage: Eukaryota; Metazoa; Chordata; Mammalia; Carnivora; Felidae. Gene Ontology annotation, molecular function: G protein-coupled receptor activity; sweet taste receptor activity.
GGCCACCUCCGGGGACCCCUCACUUCCCAGCCAUGGGACCCCGGGCCAGGGAAGUCUGCUCCCUCAUCAUCCUGCCGCGGCUCCUGGCUGAGCCGGCUGAGAACUCAGACUUCUACUUGGCUGGGGAUUACCUCCUCGGCGGCCUCUUUACCCUCCAUGCCAACGUGAAGGGCAUCGUCCACCUCAACCUCCUGCAGGUGCCCCAGUGCAAGGGGUAUGAAAUAAGGGUGUUGGGCUACGAUCUCACGCAGGCCAUGCGCUUUGCAGGGGAGGAGAUCAACAGCCAGAGCAGCCUGCUGCCUGGCGUGCUGCUGGGCUACGAGGUGGUGGCUGUCGGCCGCACCUCCAACGACGUCCAGCCCGUGCUCCACUUCCCGGCAAAGGAGGACUGUUCCUUGCCCAUCCAGGAGGACUACAGCCACUGGGUGCCCCGUGCGGUGGCUGUCCUCGGCCCUGGCAACUCUGAGUCCACUGUGACGGUGGCCCGCUUCCUCUCCCUCUUGCUCCUUCCACAGGGGAGGCCCCUGGGUCCUGGGAUCACCUACAGCGCCAUCAGUGACGAGCUACGGGACAAGCAGCGCUUCCCGGCCCUUCCGCGCACAGCGCCGGGCGCCGAUCACCAGACUGAGGCCAUGGUGCAGCUGAUGUUGUACUUCCGCCGGAACUGGAUCAUCGCGCUGGUGAGCAGCGGCGACUACGGCCGCGACAACAGCCAGCUGCUCAGCGAUCGCCCGGCCGGCGGCGACAUCUGCAUCGCCUUCCGGGUGACGCUGCCCAUGCCCCAGCCGAACCAGGCGGUGACGCAGUGGGAGCGCCGGCGCCUGAAGGCCAUCGUGGACGAGCAGCGGCAGAGCUCUGCGCGCGUCGUGGUCCUGUUGUCGCCAGAGCUGGUCCUGCACAACUUCUUCCGCGAGGUGCUCCGCCAGAACCUCACGGGCGUCGUGCGGAUCGCCUCCGAGUCCUGGGCCAUCGACCCGGUCCUGCACGACAGGCCCACGCGCUGCACAGGCUCCUGGGCUGCACCCAGACCAGCCGCUCCUAGCGGGUCGUUUAUCCCUGGCAGGGAUGUGGACACCCAGUCUCGUGGGCUUCGCUUCCUUUCCCUGUGGCCUCUCCAGCUGCUUCAGGAAAUCUGGAAGGUCAACUUCACCCUCCUGGGCCACCGGAUCUUUUUUGACCAGCGAGGGGACCUACUCAUGCGCCUGGAGAUCAUCCAGUGGCGGUGGGACCUGAGCCGACCUUUCCGGAGCAUCGCCUCCUACCGCCCGGUGCUACGACGGCUGAGGGCCAUCCGUGACGUCUCCUGGCACACGGCCAACAACACGAUCCCUGUGUCCAUGUGUUCCAAGGACUGCCAGCCGAAGAAGAAGCCUGCUGGUAUGCAUCCCUGCUGCUUCGAGUGUCUCGACUGCCUUCCAGGCACCUUCCUCAACCAAACUGCAUACGAGUUUGGCUGCCGGCCCUGCCCGAGUUGCGGGUGGUCCCGGAGGAACGACGCCUCCUGCUUCAAGCGGCGGCUGGCCUCCCUUGAAUGGCGAGAGGCACCUGCCGUCGCUGUGGCCGUGCUGUCCAUCCUGGGCUCCCUCCGCACCCUGGCCAUCUUGGUGAUCUUCUGGAGGCACCGCCACGCGCCCAUGGUUCGCUCGGCCGGGGGCCCCAGGUGGUUCCCGAUGCCGAUGCCACUGCCGCUGGCAUAGGUGACGGUCCCCAUGUGCGUCGGGCAGCCCGCGUUUUUCACGUGCCUCGGCCGCCAGACCCUCUUCGCCCUCUGCUUCACCGUCUGUAUCUCCUGUGUCACCGUGCGCUCUUUCCAGAUCGUCCGCGUCUUCAAGAUGGCCAGGCGCCUCCCGCGUGCCUACGGCUACUGGGUCCGCUACCACGGGCCCUGUGUCUUCGUGGCAGGCAACGUGCUGGCCACGACCGCCGAGCCCGCCGCCCGCCCCGGCCCCGAUGACCCCAAGAUCAUGGUUCUCGCCUGCAACUACCACAAAGUGCUGCUGUUCAACACCAGCCUGGACCCGCUCCUGUCCGUGGCGGGCUUCAGCUUCGCCUACGUGGGCAAGGAGCUGCCCACCACCCACAACGAGGCCAAGUUCAUCACCUUCCGCAUGACCUUCUACUUCACCUCUUCCAUCUCCCUCCGUACCUUCAUGUCUGUCUACGAGGGGGUCCUGGUCACCAUCCUGUACCUCGUGGUCGCAGUGCUCAACCUUCUGGGCUCUUGGCCCCUGGGCUACUUCGGCCCCAAGUGCUGCGUGGUCCUCUUCUAACCGGAUCGCAACACGCCCGUCUACUUCAGCAGCAUGAUUCAGGGCUACAGCACGGGAAGGACUAGCACUGCCCCCUGGCUGCCCAGGGGGCCAGAGGGCUCCGCCCUGGGAGAUGGAGACCCGGGCAAAUUCUGGGUGUCGUCUUGCGGUGCUUGGGCCCCCCAUGUGCUCGGAGCCGCCCCGGCACCGCUGAACCUGGAAGACGCUGCCAUGCUGAGUUUAGCUGUGCCCGUGCCCAUCACCCUCGAUGGCGGGAGGAGCCCUGAGUUCGCCGUCCAGGGGUCAGAGCCGGCCUGUCACAGCUCACCAGGGAGCCCCAACUUCCCUGCCGACGCCUCCGAGCUGCAGCCUGGAGAGGCUGAGUGA